Molecule: messenger RNA, 3829 nt
Organism: Symsagittifera roscoffensis
Lineage: Eukaryota; Metazoa; Xenacoelomorpha; Acoela; Convolutidae
Product: unconventional myosin-Ia-like
Exons: 24
Coding region: 93-3545 (1150 amino acids)
Biological process (GO): vesicle transport along actin filament; actin filament organization
Cellular component (GO): actin cytoskeleton; microvillus; vesicle
Molecular function (GO): ATP binding; actin filament binding; microfilament motor activity
Source: RefSeq, a predicted model, not a curated record
GGGCUGUGCUUUGUACUAUUACACAAUAACUGGUUAUUAGCUAGUUAUUAACUAGAUAUUAGUUAGUUAGUCAGCUAGUUAGUCAGAGAGAUAUGUCUCAGAAGAGUGAGACUAAGUCGCAGUACAGUUUGAGUGAGGCUUCUUUGCUGGACAACAAGAGUGGUCUGCAUGACGCAGUUCUGUUGGAUCCAAUUGACGAGGAGUCGUUUGUGGAUAACCUCAGAAAGAGAUACAAGGACGAUAAAAUAUACACGUAUAUUGGGAAUGUAGUAGUGUCUGUGAAUCCAUAUCGCAAGUUGCCCAUUUAUGGAGAGGAUGUAUUGAGGACAUACGCCGAAAGAGAGGACUUCGAAGUGGAGCCGCACAUAUAUGCGAUUGCGGACAAUGCCUUCCGAUCGAUGCGACAGUGGGGGAGAGACCAGUGCAUCAUCAUAUCGGGGGAGUCAGGGGCGGGAAAGACAGAGGCCAGCAAACAGGUCAUGCACUACGUGUCAGAAGUGUCAGGCAAGGCAGAGAUUGUGCGCAAGGUGAAGAACCAGUUAUUGGAGUCCAAUCCUGUUCUAGAAGCCUUUGGAAACGCCAAGACGAAUAGAAACGAUAACUCUUCUCGAUUCGGCAAAUACAUGGACAUGAAGUUCAACAUCCAGGGUGACCCAGUGGGCGGAGUGAUCACCACAUACCUACUGGAAAAGUCUAGAGUGGUGGAAGUUGCAGAUGGGGAGGCCACAUUCCACGCUCUCCACUCCCCCUUCUCCGCAUGUGUCAAACACUCCCCCUUCUACCCCUUCAUCAAGAAUCUAGGCUUGGAGGAUGACCCUAGUGCGUACCAUAUUCUGUGUUCUUUGGAGAACAGAUCGGCAGUUGCCCCCAUCAACAUCCUCAACAAACUGUCUCGCUCCGACCAAGGAGGCAACUUUAAUGCAUUGACCAACUCGAUGAAGAGCUGUGGGUUCACUGAUCGCGAAAUAGAGGGAGUGUUUGAGCUGAUAGCGGCCAUUCUGAAAUUGGGCAAUGUCAAGUUCUAUUCAGAGGAUUCCGACUCACCAGCUGUCAUCAAAGACUUCAGAGAGAUGAAGCAAGUGUGUGGUCUGCUACAAAUGGAUGAUCUGGAGGUGUUACGUAAUGCCAUCACGAAGAGGACAAUAGUGACGAGUGCAGAGCGAGUGGUGAAGAAGUUCAAUGCCGACCAGUCGAAUGAUGCAAGGAAUGCACUGUCCAAAGAGAUAUACAGUAUGAUGUUUCACUGGAUUGUGCGCAAGAUCAACAAUACAAUCAAUGUAUCGAGUGAAAUUGUGAGUGACUGCUACUCCAUUGGAGUCUUGGACAUAUACGGAUUCGAGAUUUUCAAAGAGAACAACUUUGAGCAGUUCAUCAUUAACUACUGCAACGAGAAGCUGCAGCAGCUGUUUGUCCAGCUGACACUGAAGGAGGAGCAGGCGGAGUACUUAGCAGAAGGAAUCAAGUGGAAGCAGAUCGAGUACUCAGAUAACACCCCUGUCUGUAACCUCAUUGAGGGACCUCAACGAUUCAACAUCCUCAACAUGCUUGAAGAGCAGUGCCGCUUCGGAGGAGGAAACGACUCCCUCUUUUUGAACUCCAUGAAUGACGCAUUCCGACUGAACAAGGGAGGGGACAGUGGUGACAUGAAUGUAAACUACAACAGCAGAGACAAGAGUGGAGUGUCUGUGAAAGAAUUCCCAGAUGGGGCGUUUUCCAUCAACCACUACGCUGGAAAGGUGAUUUACCAAGUGAAUGGAUUCGUGGAAAAGAACAAAGACACUUUGUACAUUGAUCUGGAGGACGCUAUAGAUAGUUCGAGGCACUUCAUAUUGCGACAAUGUGUUCAGUUCAAGCAAAAAUUGGAAGGCAGUGAGGCUCGUCCUGCUCAAGGGUACCGGCAUCUCUCCAGUAAGCUAGUCACGUGCUCUGGAACGAAGUUCAAGGCCUCGAUGCAUGAGUUAUUGUCAAGUCUGAAGCUCAAGAAUCCGCACUACGUCAGAUGUAUUAAUCCAAAUGCAACUAAGUCUCCGAGAAAUUUUGUGGACGAAACUGUGACUGCUCAAGUGCGAUAUUUGGGAUUGGUCGAGAAUGUGCAAGUGCGGCGCGCUGGCUUCGCCUACAGACAGAAGUACGAGGCAUUUGUGCAGAGAUACAGAAUGCUGUCGAGUCACACUUGGCCCAAAUGGAAGGGAGCGCCUAAGGACGGUGCAGUGAGGAUUCUGAAAGCGGUGCAUCUGCAGACGGGCGAGAGGGAGAUUGCUCUGGGCACCACCAAGAUAUUCCUCAAUGACCCACAGACAUUGUUCAAGAUGGAGAAGUUAAGGCGUGAGAGGAUGGAUGAGUUGGUGGUGGUCAUCCAGUCCAGAUGGAGGUGUUUCUUCGCCAGGAAACAGUACAGACUGAAGAGAGCCGCAGUCACUAUCAUUGCCGCACACUUUAAGGCAUAUUCGGCUAGGAAGCAGUACCUUGCAGUAAGAAACGCCACCAUGACCAUUCAAAAGUACGAGAGAGGUAGAGCAGUGCGAAAAGUGUGGAGGAAAAAAUUUAGAAGAUAUGCCAUCCCGGUCAUCUGCAGAUUCAUGUGGAAUUACACCGUGUACAAGUAUCUCACAGGUGUGGCGAGUGAGUGUCCUUCGAUGUCGCCCUUGGAUAACAAAUGGCCAGAGUGUGAGAUUGAGUCACUGGAAUCGGCGCAUGGGCAGAUAAGAGUAUUGGAUCAUCAAUACAGGUGCAAGAUUUACAGAGAUAAUAAAAGUGAGGAUGAGCGAAGAGUGCUGGGAGAAAAAGCAACCGCCAGUCUCAUUUUCAAAGGCAGAAAGACGAUGUAUGCAGCGAGCGUGGGCGAGCCUUUCUUGGGCGAUCAUCUCGCAAUGGCUGUGAAUCCGGGCUGGCCGGAGUUGACAAACAGUCCGAAUGCAGUUGUGAAGUUCAGUGAAUACGUCAGCAAGUUCAGUCGAAACGACGCUAAAAAAGUUCUACAGGGUCAGAAUAGAAUCAUGGUCAUCACAUCUAACCAUGUGUACUUCUUGGACACGAAACCACGUCCCUCAGUUAAGGAGUCUUUUCCUCUGUUCAAUCUCAGAUCAAUCUCCUGCUCCCCCUACAACGACGGAGUGCUAGUCAUGAGAACAGUAACCAGGGCUAAGGAGCGCAAGUCGUAUCUGAAGCGAAAUCGAGAGCUAGGAGACAUACUCAUCUCAACAGAACAUCUCAUCGAGAUAAUCACUAAACUGCACAUGGAGUUCACGAUGCUCACCAGAAUGAAGAUCCCAAUCGAAAUACUGCCCUCGUUUGCGGUCAAUUUGUCAGACAAGCAGCUUCAAAUGAGGUUCGAAAGACGUCAACACUCGUUGCUAGUUGAAGAUGACGGAAUUCAAACGACUGUCCCGUCUGCAGAAUUGAACGGGCAUCAAGAUUAUCAGGGUCACGUGAUAGAUCCCAGACAAUCGCCUUUGAAUGAGUCACUCGAACGAAUUCCAGAGGAGCAACUAGAAAGUCCGGAGAUCACGAAAGUGAAGAACACAAUUACCGUUAUUACAUCAUAACCAGAUCACGAAAACAUAGUAAGACCUCGAUCUCGAUAACAUAUCAAGACAAAUCAUCCAUUGCAGAAAUUAUUCCAUGAUUAGUGUUUAUUGUCAUCAAAUCCCACAAAUUUUUAUGCUUCUAUAGUUAGACGGAUACGCCACAAUGUUUAACUCGAUAUAAACUCUUGAACUGUUUUUACCGCAUGAAGGUAUGAAUUGAGAUUUUUCAAGACUUGGCUGAGCUGAUUAGAAGUUUUGCCCAUCAAUUUAUUUCGUUUGUCUAUCAUUUUAAUUGCGAGAGC